AGGCAGCUGUUUGAUGACAUUUCUUAUUUCUGACUUGAAUUUCAGCUGUUAUUUGUUUUUGGGUGGUGUAUUUCGUGACACAAUUUCCUAGAAUUCUUCUAAUAUUUAAUUGAUGCGAAAAUACGUGUUAUUUAUAAACGUUGAUCAUUAAUACAUCAGUAUGCCUGCAAAUUAGAUGUAUUGAUAAUAAAAUAAUUGUAAAUUCCAUCGCCUGUGACGCAGUAGAUGUUGCAGUGAAGACAAAGAAAUAAUUGUAGCAAAUAACAAAGCACAUAAAAUCUGGAUAGUAAUUAAAGAGAGCGAGACGAGUUUCAAAAAUUAGUCUGGAUAGUGAUUCAUCGGGGGACGUCGGUGGUGAACCGCCGCGUAAAAAGACCCGAAGGACAACUCAAACUGAAACAAUGCAGUCUAGCAAUGGAUUAGUUCAAAAUGGAACACCUUCUUGCAGCAAUGGUGCAGAAGAAAACGGCCAUGGCGAUGCUGAGAAUAAUGGAUUUGCCCUUACUCAAACAAAUCAAGAAAUUGUGAGACUCAUUGGACAGUUUCUCAAAAAUGAAGGAUUGAUGAAAACAUGUGAGUCUUUAAUGAAUGAAUCAGGAUGUCUUUUGGAUCAUCCUGCAGCUGCCAAAUUCCAACAACACAUAAUGGAUGGAGACUGGACAAAAGCAGAUCAUGAUUUACAAGAACUACGUCCCCUACUAGGCCCAAAUACAAGUCUAAUGGUAAAUGAAAAUGAGUAUACAAGUCUCAUUCUAGAAAUGAAGUUCAUCAUUCUAGAACAAAAGUAUUUAGAGUUUCUGGAGGAUGGAAAAGUGCUUGAUGCUCUGCAUGUUUUGAGAAAUGAGCUAACUCCAUUACAGCAUAAUACAGCAAGAGUACAUCAGCUGUCUAGUUUUAUGAUGUGCUCUAGUACUGAGGAAUUACUAGAACGUACAAAGUGGGAAGGGAAAGGAAUUCAGUCUAGAACAAUGUUAAUGAACAAACUUCAGAGGUAUCUACCACCAAGUAUAUACUUACCACCUAGCAGACUGCAAGAGCUGUUGAAUCAAGCCCUAGAGCUCCAAGCUCUAAGAUGCACCCAUCACAAUACAUCUCAGGGAAUUGCCUUACCAACUGCAUCUUUAUUGACUGAUCACUGUUGCUCCAAAUCCUCAUUUCCUAUGUACACCAUACAGGUAUUACAUGAUCAUUGUGAUGAAGUGUGGUUCUGUCAAUUUUCUCCUGAUGGUACAAAAUUAGCUACUGGAUCAAAAGAUCAAACCAUCAUGAUUUGGGAUGUUGAUCCAGAAACAUGUACGAUCUCACGAAAAAAGAUAUUUGAGGGACACAAUUCAGGUGCUGCAUACAUAUCAUGGAAUCCUGAUUCAGUUCAUUUAAUUGUGUGUGGACCAGAUGACACCCCAGAGGUUUGGUUGUGGAACACGGAAAAUGAAAAUUUUCUUAAAGUGACACAAUCUCCAGAAGAUGCGCUGACUUGUUGUGCCUGGAAUAAGGAUGGAACUAGAUUUGUUGUUGGCGGUAAUCGAGGUCACUUUUAUCAGUGUGACCUGGAAGGAAACGUACUAGAUUCUUGGGAAGGUGUUAGAGUGAUAAGCUUAUGCUGUAGAAAAGACGGAAAAACUGUACUGGCCUCUGAUAGCCACAACAGAAUUCGUGGAUACAUUUUCGAAGAAAUCUCUGACCAACAGUUAUUGCAAGAAGAUCAUGCCAUAAUGUCAUUCACUGUGGACAAGAAUGAUAGGCUGGCCCUUUUGAAUGUAGCCACACAGGGUGUUCAUCUGUGGGAUUUGAACGAUAAGUGUCUUGUAAGAAAGUAUCAAGGAGUCACUCAGGGACAUUUCACUAUUCAUUCCACUUUUGGUGGAGCAAAUCAAGACUUUAUCGCCAGUGGAAGUGAAGAUAAUCAGGUGUACAUAUGGCACAUCAGAAACGAGCAGCCGCUGGCCACCCUCCAAGGUCAUUCGAGAACGGUGAAUUGCGUGUCCUGGAACCCCGUGCACAAUCACAUGUUGGCCUCGGUCUCCGACGACCGCACCAUCAGGGUGUGGGGGCCCAAAGACAAGAUGCCUAAACCGACAGUGUCUUCGAGUAGCAAUGGUACUUGGAACGAUAUGGUUUCGUAGUAGGUACACUGAUAUGUAAACAAAGACUGACAUCCGUCUCACAAACAUACAAGAUCUGUUGGAGGGGUAUUUUUUUGCCAAUAUGAUGCUUGGACGAGGGGGCCCGUUUCAAUUCCACACUCGCUUCCUAUUGGACAAUAGAUGCUUAUGGUAAAAACGUAAAGUGCCAAACUAACUUUUAUCCAUUAUGUUUUGAUGAUGAAGCAGAACACAUGAUAUCUGAAAUAGUUAUUUGUAUGCUUAGGCCGCGAAAUACUUUUUUAGCGUACCGAAAGAUAAGUUAUCGCCGAGACCGUUUGUGGCCGUGGCAAGAUAUAAUCUUGAGGUCGCUACAAAGUUUGGCGACCAUGGUACACACACUAUUUUUCGUAUUCAUAAAUCGGUAGCAGAAUAUUGAAACACAACCUCACUUUUCUGUAAAACAUUGAAACAC
This is a messenger RNA of Phaedon cochleariae (mustard beetle), 2556 nucleotides long. Lineage: Eukaryota; Metazoa; Arthropoda; Insecta; Coleoptera; Chrysomelidae. The record is from the annotation of a GenBank genome assembly.